Molecule: messenger RNA, 2127 nt
Organism: Charadrius vociferus (killdeer)
Lineage: Eukaryota; Metazoa; Chordata; Aves; Charadriiformes; Charadriidae
Gene: SPATA20
Product: spermatogenesis associated 20
Exons: 16
Coding region: 1-2127 (708 amino acids)
Biological process (GO): carbohydrate metabolic process
Source: RefSeq, a predicted model, not a curated record
AUGGCCACAGGGGGGACAACCAGCCCCCCCGGCGUCCCUCGUCACGCCAACCGCCUGAUUAACGAGAAGUCCCCCUACCUCCUGCAGCACGCCCACAACCCCGUGGAUUGGUACCCUUGGGGUCAGGAAGCCUUUGAUAAAGCAAAGAAAGAAAACAAGCUGAUAUUCCUGUCAGUUGGCUACUCCACCUGCCACUGGUGCCAUGUGAUGGAGGAGGAGUCCUUCAAGAACAAGGAGAUCGGAGACAUUAUGAACAAGAACUUUGUGUGCAUCAAAGUGGAUCGUGAGGAGCGGCCAGAUGUGGACAAAGUGUACAUGACCUUCGUGCAGGCAACCAGUGGUGGAGGUGGUUGGCCAAUGAGCGUCUGGCUGACUCCAGACCUAAAGCCCUUUGCAGGGGGAACAUACUUCCCUCCUGAAGAUGGAGUUCAUCGUGUUGGUUUUCGGACUGUGCUGCUCCGAAUCGCAGAGAAGUGGAAGGAGAACAAAGAUGCCCUGUUGGAGAGCAGCCAGAAAAUCCUGGAAACAUUGCUACACCUGUCUGAGAUCCGUGUUCAGGGCCAGGAGUCACCCCCACCAUCCAAAGAAGUGAUGGCCACCUGUUUCCAGCAGCUCUCCAACUCCUAUGAUGAGGACUACGGUGGCUUUUCCAAAUCCCCCAAGUUCCCCACCCCAGUGAAUUUGAAUUUCCUCUUCACGUACUGGGCCCUGCACCGAACAACUCCAGAGGGUGCCCAGGCACUGCAGAUGGCUUUGCAUACCCUCAAGAUGAUGGCCCACGGGGGCAUCCAUGACCACAUCGGUCAGGGGUUUCACCGCUAUUCCACCGACCAGCACUGGCACGUCCCUCACUUCGAGAAGAUGCUGUAUGACCAGGGGCAGCUGGCAGCUACGUAUAGCAGAGCAUUUCAGAUCUCUGGCGAUGAAUUCUUUGCCGAUAUCGCCCAAGACAUUCUGCUGUACGUCUCACGGGACCUGAGUGACCAGGCAGGAGGUUUCUACAGCGCAGAAGAUGCGGAUUCCUACCCAACCGCCACAUCUGGAGAGAAGCAAGAAGGAGCUUUCUGUGUGUGGGCAGCCGAGGAAAUCCGGGCUCUCCUUCCUGACCCUGUCGAGGGAGCCACAGAGGGGACAACGCUGGGAGAUGUCUUCAUGUACCACUAUGGAGUGAAGGAGAAUGGCAACGUGAGCCCCAUGCAGGACCCCCAUCAGGAGCUGAAGGGCAAGAACGUCCUUAUUGUCCGGUGCUCCCUGGAGCUGACGGCGGCCCGGUUCGGGCUGGAGUGUCCUGCAGCAGGGCUGAUGAUCUCGGGCUUUGCCCAGGCUGGGGCGGCCCUGGCUGAGCAGGAGUACGUGAGCCGGGCUGCGCAGGCGGCUGCCUUCCUACGGAGGCACCUUUUUGACCCCGCCAGUGGGAGGUUGCUGCGGAGCUGCUACCGGGGCAAAGACAACACGGUGGAGCAGAGUGCUGUGCCCAUCCAAGGCUUCCUGGAGGAUUACGUCUUCGUCAUCCAGGCUCUCUUUGACCUGUACGAAGCCUCACUGGAGCAGGGCUGGCUGGAGUGGGCCCUUCAGCUCCAGCACAUGCAAGACAAGCUCUUCUGGGACCCCAAAGGCUUUGCGUAUUUCUCCAGCGAGGCCGGCGAUCCCUCUCUGCUCCUGCGCUUGAAGAAUGACCAAGACGGAGCAGAGCCCACCGCCAACUCUGUCACUGUCACAAACCUGCUCCGAGCAGCUUGUUACUCCGGCCAUAUGGAGUGGGUGGAAAAAGCUGGGCAGAUCUUGGCCGCUUUCUCAGAGAGGCUGCAGAAGAUCCCGAUUACCCUGCCAGAGAUGGCCCGUGCCACCGCUGUCUUCCAUCACACCCUCAAACAGGUCGUGAUCUGUGGGGACCCCCAAGGAGAAGACACCAAAGAGAUGCUGCGCUGCGUCCGCUCCAUCUUCAGCCCAAACAAGGUGCUGAUGCUGGCAGAUGGAGACAGCGCUGGGUUCCUCUACCGCCAGUUGCCUUUCCUUGCCUCCCUGGAGAGGAAGGAUGGAAAAGCCACCGCCUACCUCUGCAGCAACUUCGCCUGCUCCCUGCCCGUCACCUCGCCCCAGGAGCUGCGUGGGAUGCUUUGCCCGUGA